AUGGAGAAGCAAGACCUGGAGUCUCAAAAGCCAACCCCACGGGUUGAUCCCGACUCGGAGGACGACCUGGCACUCAAACCUCAACAGUCAAACGCCUAUGGCAUCCCAACAUGGCGCAAAUCUCUAAUCUUGUUCAUUGUCAGCUGGAUGACUCUGGCCGUCACAUUUUCAAGCACUUCGUUGCUUCCCGCAACCCCCGAGAUCGCUACCGAGUUUUCGACGACAUCGGAGAUCCUCAAUGUCACUAAUGCCGGCGUGCUGCUUGCCAUGGGAUUCUCCUGUCUCAUCUGGGGACCCAUCGUUAACAUCUGCGGGCGUCGAAAUGCCUACAAUGCAGCUAUAUUGGUCCUGUGUGCGUGCUCGGCCGGCACCGCCGUGGCGACGACUUUGCAUAUCUUCAUUGCGAUGCGUAUUCUGAGUGGUUUCACCGGUACCUUUUUCAUGGUCGCUGGACAGACCAUCAUAGCGGAUAUCUUUGAGCCAACUGUACGUGGAACAGCUACGGGAUGUUUCAUGGUUGGAUCAGUCAGUGGUCCUGCUAUUGGGCCUUGUAUCGGUGGCAUCAUUGUCACAUUUGCCCAGUGGCGUAUCAUCUAUUGGCUACAAUUUGGAAUGACCCUGCUUGGUCUCAUCCUAUCACUUCUUUUCGUGCCCAGUGUGCAAGAGAAGAACCUAGUCAUCGGCUCUGGCCAGCCAUUGAAAAUUUCCACCGUUCUCAAGAUGUUCAAUCCUCUUCGCAUUUUUCGCCAGUUCAGGUACCCAAACGUGUUUAUUGCCAAGCAGUGCCUCACAUGCGGUCUUCUCUCGACGUUUCAAUACGCCAUCUUGACAUCAGCCCGCUCCAUCUUCAAUCCCCGAUUCAAUCUCACAACUCCUCUCGUCAGCGGCCUCUUCUAUCUAGCCCCGGGAAUCGGGUUCCUCGUUGGCAGCGUCGUUGGCGGCAAGCUAUCCGAUCGCGCUGUGAAGAAAUGGAUCAAAAAGCGAAAUGGUGUUCGGUUGCCACAAGAUCGACUGAAUAGCGGCAUUGCUACGCUAUUUGGAGUUCUGCCAGCCGCAACCUUGAUCUAUGGCUGGACCCUGGAAGAGGAGGUGGGCGGUAUGGUAGUCCCGAUCAUUGCUGCUUUCUUUGCAGGUGUGGGGCUUAUGGGCGCUUUCAACGCCUUGAAUACCUACUCAGCUGAGGCUAUGCCCCAAGCUCGCUCGGAAACUAUUGGCUGCAAGUACAUUGUGCAGUAUAUUUUUGCUGCCGGAGCAACGGCGGCCGUUGAGCCGCUGAUCAAUGCUAUUGGAGUAGGAUGGACGUUUACGAUUUGUGAGUUGCGCCUCUUUGAUUCUUGGGAGCUAUCAAAUCUGACUAUCUGGAUAGGCGUUUUCUUUGCUAUAAUUGGCGGGUUCCUUGUUCUCACCAUCAUCAGAUGGGGCACUGAUAUGCAAGAAUGGACCGAGAGGACAUACGGGCUUAACAAAAAGCCCUAA
This is a messenger RNA of Penicillium brevicompactum, 1476 nucleotides long. Its product is annotated as putative MFS transporter. NCBI's taxonomy places the organism in Eukaryota, Fungi, Ascomycota, Eurotiomycetes, Eurotiales, Aspergillaceae. The record is from RefSeq and is a predicted model, not a curated record. Gene Ontology annotation, molecular function: transmembrane transporter activity. The coding region runs from base 1 to 1476 and encodes 491 amino acids. The transcript has 5 exons. Gene Ontology annotation, biological process: transmembrane transport.